Messenger RNA from Theileria parva strain Muguga, 165 nucleotides. RefSeq lists its product as uncharacterized. Lineage: Eukaryota; Apicomplexa; Aconoidasida; Piroplasmida; Theileriidae. The record is from RefSeq and is a predicted model, not a curated record. The transcript has 2 exons. The coding region runs from base 1 to 165 and encodes 54 amino acids.
AUGAUUUUAAAAGAUGAAAUUUGGAGAGAUUCACUUGUGAAAUAUGUUGAAAGUAUAUUAUAUGAAGAACUUUGUUCUUGUAUUUGUUACUCUGCUAUGGCCGAAAACUGGCCGGCGCAAAGGGUAAAGAUUCAGAGGGAAAGGCCUCCGGAUCCGCUAUUGUAA